AGCUCAAUGUGAGGGGCUUGUGGGCAGAGGAUACUAGCUUUCUAAACUCUCCCACAAAGCCGUAUCUUGCUCUAUUGAGGAAAGCCUGGCCUGUCCAGAGGUCUUUCCCUGCAGAGAGGCUUGGAAAAGCAGAAAUAUCAAUGUUUGCUAUCUUUUAAGUCAGACUGCCAACUGGCAGGACCCAUCUAUACUAGUCUUAAGUCCACUACUUGAUAUAGUUGUUACCUGCCUGGUCCUUGUUCUGAAUUUGCUCUAAUUUCCAUUCUCCUGCCACCCCACCCCCCAGCCCCAUUAUGAUUCUGGUUAAGUUCAGGUCCUCUCUUGGGUUAGUUUAUUUGUUCCAUUCAGGACAAAGAGCUAUGACCCAAACCCAGCAACUCACUCUUUCUUCCCUCACCUCCACAGGCUUGAGAAUAUGCUGUUCCUCCCUCCCCUUUCUACCAUGGACCCCACACUGUGGCCCCUUUCUCAGAACCUCUGAGACUGGUACCAGGCAAGGCACAAUGCCACUGUCCCCGACAAGACUGCCUAGCCCCUACGGCUCUGACCGGCUGGUACGGCUAGCAGCCAGGCUCCGGCCAGCACUCUGUGAUACCCUGAUCACUGUGGGGAGUCAGGAGUUCCCUGCCCACAGCCUGGUGCUGGCAGGUGUGAGCCAGCAGAUGGGCCGCAGAGGCCGCUGGACUCUGGGGAAAGGCAUCAGCCCUUCCACCUUUGCCCAGCUUCUGUACUUUGUUUAUGGGGAAAGCAUAGAGCUGCAGCCUGGGGAGCUGGGGCCCCUUGAGGAGGCAGCCAGGGCCCUGGGGGUGCAGUCCCUGGAAGAGGCAUGCAGGAGGGCUCGAAGGCACAGGGCUAGAGAAGAACUGGGUCCAGGACUGAAAGAACAUCAGGAGGAGCCAGAGAAACCCAUAAGGGAUUCUGAGAGAGGCCUCGGGGACCUUGGAGAGAACCAGAGGCCAGAGAAGUCUGUUAGAGCUGGUAGGAGAGAACGGGAGGCAGUGCAUGGGCACAAGCCACCAGGAGAGAACCCUGAGAUGGCAGAGGCAAUGCGGGAGGAUCAGGGGGAGCAGACGAGAUCAAGGGAGAAACUCAACCAAUUUGCCGUUGGCCAUGGAGGAACAGAUGGGAAGCAAGAAGCAAUUAUGUGGUUGAGGGGGAGUUCAGGGGGAUCUGAAGAAAGUCUGCGGGAGUUCCCUGGUCCCCUGCCCCCACCAGGUUCCCUCCAAACCAGCAUCAUCCCCAGGCCCUGGUGGGCUGAGGCCCCUUGGCUGGGGGAGGACCAGCCUGCUCUGUGGAGCAUCCUGCUGUUGCCGCCCAGAUACGGCACUCCCUUCUCCCAUAGCACUCCCACCCCGGGAGCCUGGCAGGAGGUCUGGCCUCAGGACCAGAGGAUCCCACUGUCCCUGAACCCCCAUGAAGGUCUCUGGAGCCAAAACCAGUUAGCCUCCCCCAGCCCCACCCCAGGUUCUCUCCCCCAGGGCCCUUCUCAGCUCAGCCCUGGGGAGAUGGAAGAGUCUUGUCAGAGGCACACAGGUGCACUUGCAACCUGUGUGGGUUAUGUGGGCACAGCAGACCGCUCAACCUGCCAACAUCCUCCCCCACCCGCUCCUGCUCGGUCUCGGCCUUACUCUUGCUCUGUCUGUGGAAAGAGGUUUUCACUCAAGCAUCAGAUGGAGACGCACUACCGAGUCCACACAGGAGAGAAGCCCUUCUCCUGUAGCCUCUGUCCCCAGCGCUCCCGGGACUUCUCUGCCAUGGCCAAGCAUCUGCGGACGCACGGGGCCGCACCCUACCGCUGCUCUCUGUGCCAGGCCGGCUGCCCCAGCCUGGCCUCCAUGCAGGCACACAUGCGAGGCCACUCGCCCAGCCAGCUCCCGCCAGGAUGGACCAUUCGUUCCACCUUCCUCUACUCCUCCUCCCCUGAGCCUUCUCGGGCCUCGACCUCUCCCUAUAGGCCCCCUUCCUCCACCACCUGAUGGGGUGUCGGUAGCUUCUUUGGCUUCAGCCAGGAGUAAAAUUAAAGAAUGAAAGAAGACGGGCCGACGAGUUGGCUAGGCUUCUGAUCCCGCAGCACGGCUACAGCAGCCUAGCAAAUUCAAGCUCCAAGAAGCGCCGCAGGUAGGGUGCCGAGAACGCUCUCCCAGAUGACCGCGGUCAGCAGAAGCCUGGGCCAGUUCCCGUGUGGGGAGGGCAGUGACUUUUCCACGACAGAAAGUUAACUACGCGGGGACUGGCGAUUUCAUCACCAAAAUAAAGUUUCCUGUGCCCUCCUCUAAGGAAAGAAAGCCUAGUCCAGAUUUCAGUCUGCGCGGGCUGGGGGUAGCAGGGGUGCGGACAGCCUUGCCCCUUGUCCUGUAGCGGCCCCUAGUGGCCAUUCUUCUGCUGUUCAGCGCGGCAGCCACAUGCGUCUCCCGCGGCUCUCCGGCCUCCCCCGGAGGGUGUGAGGGCUCGGUAUCCACGCUGACUUAGUGGUGUCCAGCCUUGGUUGUGGUGGGAGGCUGUGAGAACCCAAGCCACUCGCCCCUCAUCACAGCAAGUAAAGGGGCACGGGGUCUGAGUCCCGGCCCCGUGGCCCAGGGCUCAAGAGGAACGCGAGCCCUGCCCCUCUUUCGGCCACCCGUCUCUUCUCCUUGAGCACAAGAGCCGAAAGGCUGCAGCCUCCUGGGCACCUUCCCUCCACGCUGUGCGGAAGAGCUACCAGGUCGUGCCUCGAACUAAGUCUAACCCUCUGCCGCUGCCCCUUCCCCAG
Molecule: messenger RNA, 2749 nt
Organism: Manis javanica (Malayan pangolin)
Lineage: Eukaryota; Metazoa; Chordata; Mammalia; Pholidota; Manidae
Source: RefSeq, a predicted model, not a curated record